This is a messenger RNA of Malassezia pachydermatis, 1275 nucleotides long. Its product is annotated as csn12-cop9 signalosome subunit. The transcript is spliced from 3 exons. The record is from RefSeq and is a predicted model, not a curated record. Gene Ontology annotation, biological process: poly(A)+ mRNA export from nucleus; post-transcriptional tethering of RNA polymerase II gene DNA at nuclear periphery; transcription elongation by RNA polymerase II. Lineage: Eukaryota; Fungi; Basidiomycota; Malasseziomycetes; Malasseziales; Malasseziaceae. The coding region runs from base 1 to 1275 and encodes 424 amino acids. Gene Ontology annotation, molecular function: RNA binding; double-stranded DNA binding. Gene Ontology annotation, cellular component: transcription export complex 2.
AUGAGCGUAGCAGAUUGGGCGCAGGCGAUUGCCCUGGGCGUGGAACGACAGGAUGGUGAUGUCCUUGCGCGUCUCUUCUCUCUGCAUACGAAAUCUACGCGGCGUGCGCUGGCUACGAUCGCCGAUCCGUCAGAACGCGUCGUGAAAGCCGUGCUGACUCGUGUCGCCCUCCCAUCACCGUGGUCUGACAUGACGGUGUCGUAUGUGCGAUGUGGCGCCUUGUUGUUUGGACAUGCAUCGAAGCGGCAGGCACCUUCAGAGGCCUGGCACCAAGCGUUUGAGGCGCUGCAAGCCGCCGCUAGUGUGUUUCUCCGUCAUUUCCUCGUGCUAGCGCCGGGCCGAUGGGCCCUCCCGCUUCUUCGUGCCCUCAUGCUGGACGUGCGGUGGGUCGCCAAGCGAGCAGACGAGGCAGCGAAUGCGGCGGCCCCGCCAGGCACACGCCGAGCCCAGGCGCAUUUGGAGGCGUGUGCACGUACGCUGAACCGUGGCUUUUCUGCGUGUGUGGCCGACCGGCACCCAGUUCUGCAUGAAAGCAAAAAGUGGGGCACUUAUGCGAUGGUCAAUUUGGUGUUUGGCACGUACUUUGCGCUCAAAUCCAUCUCGCUGUGUAAGAAUAUUGUACGUGCGCUGGACGCCGGCGAUUUGCCGCCGCUGUCUGCGUAUGCUGCUGUGGACGUUGUCCCAUUUCUGUACUACCAAGGCCGCUUGGCGUUUAUGGACGAAGAGUAUACCAAGGCUGACGAGGCCCUUACGUUGGCGCUGAUGCAGACGCCGCACACAGCACCAACAUUGCGCGAACGCAUUUUGCUGUACCUCAUCCCUGUCCGAUUAUUGCAUGGCCAACGACCGAACGCUCAGCUUCUUGCGCCAUUCCCGCGCUUAGAGGCGCUCUAUGCGCAUGUACUUGAAGCAUGCCGACGUGGCGACGUACGUACGCUCGACCAAACUCUGUCCGAUGCAGCGUACGAGCGUCCCUUUGUCCGUCUUGGCGUGUUCCUCGCGCUGGAGCGUGUACGUGCUGUAUGCAUUACGCGCCUCCUUCGGCGCGUAUGGCGCCACGAGGGCGGCGGGACACGUUUGCGUCUCGCACCGAUGGCACAGGCCUUGCAAUGGAUCGGCGCGGCGGACGAUGCGCUCGGCGCCGAAUGGCUGAUUGCGACGCAAAUUGCGCAAGGGCGUAUCAAGGGCUACGUAGCGCAUGAGCGCCAGAUGCUCGUGCUGAGUGCGAACGAUCCAUUCCCAUGCGCCUCACUUACCAUGCUACGUACGCUGUAA